Molecule: messenger RNA, 1686 nt
Organism: Moneuplotes crassus
Lineage: Eukaryota; Ciliophora; Spirotrichea; Euplotida; Euplotidae
Source: the annotation of a GenBank genome assembly
UAUUUGAACUAAUGAAGAGUGAAGAGCAUGCAAAAGAUAAGAGAGUUAAGCAUAACCAAGUUAAACUCGGUCCAAGUUUCUUUAAAAAGAAAUCUUUCAUAAACAAGAACAGUCAAAAGAGCUUAUCAAGCCAAGGAAAUGACUUCGAGAGCAACUUUGAAAAUAACAGGAAUGAAAGGCAGACUAAAGAUCGGCUGAAAAAAAAUAGGAAUAAUAGACUAGACUCUAUACAAGAAAAAUAAGCUGGAAUAUGAUAUACAAGAAGAAGAGGUUGAUCUUAGAGUCAGAAUAUACAUACUCUUUUUACUCAUGAACGUCUUCUUGAACUAUGAUACAGGAGUUAUACCAGGAGCUUUAGUACAGAUCUCUGAUGAACUCUCGUUUAAUAGUGAGCAGAUGGCAUACUUGGGGUCAUUUGUGUAUCUGGGGCUGUGAGCUGCAACAUUUUUAGGUCAUUAUGUCUUUCAUACUUACCAAGCAAAAUGGGUUAUAUCAAUAAUGGUGUUUCUUAAUGCAAUCUGAUGAUUUAUAUUCGCCUAUAGCACAAAUAUGUUAAUGCUUUAUUCUUGUAGGUUCUUGAUUGGAUUCACCCAAGCAUUCGUAGUCAUUUAUGCCCCAGUGUGGAUAAAUGAAUUUUCUCCUUCUGAAGCAAAUACAAGAUGGAUGGCAGGACUCCAUUCAGGUGUUGUAGUAGGUAUCCUCUCUGGAUAUAUCUUUGCACAAGUUGUGAUUAACUACUUCAGUCAUUAUGCGACUUGGAGACUUGCGAUCUACUUCCAAGGCGGGUGCCAAGCAUUGUUGAGCUUGAUUGCCAUGUUUGUAGAUAAUAAAAAUUUAGACGUUAGGCAAAAGCUGACUGAAGAAAACAUAUCAAUGAUUAGUGGAAAAUUUAUAGGAGAAAAUCGGCAUAUUAAUGACAAAAGAAUUGAUACUGUAGAUUCUGAUAAUAUUGGACACAUUUGUCACCAGUUUAAAAUCCUUUGCUCCAAUUAUGUCUUCAUCUUUGUGACUUUAUGAUUAUGAUCGGUCUAUUUUGUGGUUACAGGAAUACAAUUUUGGACAACCGCCUAUUUCCUUUUAAUUCUGAAUGAGAAUCCUGAGGCAACGAUGAUUAAUUUCUCUGUUGUUUGAAUAACAGCCCCAGUAGCUGGUGUCAUAGUCGGAAGUCAUUUCUCAGAUUAUAUUGGAGGCUACAAGGGAGAAAACUUGCUGAAAUCAAUAAAGCUUUGAGCGCUGUUUGGAUUCUUUGCAUUUUUAUUUGCUUUUCCUAUUGGAUUUAUGGAUACUCUUUGGACUCUCAUUCCUCUUCUCUGGCUGCUACUCUUCACUGGAGCCAUGCUGACCCCUACAUGAACAGGGAUUAUUGUGAGCAGUGUGCCUAGAAAGUAUCAAACAGCUAGUUCUAGUAUGAGCCAGCUUAUCAAUAAUUUAGGUGGAUAUUUCUUAGCCCCUGUCUUGAGUGCUUAUGUCAUGGACUGAUUCGAUGAUGAAAAAGAAGGCUUCAUCUGGGGCUACAGAGUUGUCCUUUGGUGGAGCAUCUUUGGGUUAGUUUUUAUUGCAUGAGCCUGGAUCUACGUCUCAAACUCAGAAAGAGGCUCAGACGAUGAUGACGAUAAGGAUCCAUCUGAAAUUAAAAGAGUUGAACUUGAGAUAUUGAGAAGACAAGCCCAAAGUUAUUCGAUAUAA